AUGGAGAAAUAUGCAUCAAAUGUACAUCCACGUCAAUGGUUUCUGCGCAGGAAAAAAGUUUUUCUGGAAGGCCUGACCAAACAACUCAUGUUUUAUAACUAUGAAGGAUUGCGGCCGCAGAAAGGAGGAAAUUUUUCGGAUUUCUCUCCUGAACAAUUCAAAAACAGUAUCGAAUAUGCUAUAAGCGUUAUCAUUGAGCUUUUCGACUUUCCCAAAAAUGACAUUGAAGGCUUCAUGCGGAUUGCAUGUGCCGAAAUUGUCACAACAUUGCUGCUGUACUGCACAACGGAGAAGCCGCAGAUAACGCUUGCACUGGACGCCAUAAUACAGCUCUGUGAAAGUGAUCACGAGUCGGUGAUGGGCGAAGCACUGCCGCUGCUGCUGGCCAAACAGCUUAUCGAUGAUCUGUCAACCGAAAUGAUGCAGCGUGCACUGGAAUUUAUCGGCGAAUAUAGCAACGGUGUUUGCAUUUGGGUUUGUUCUUUGACGAUUUUUCGAAAUUUUUUUGAUCCAUCGUGA
Messenger RNA from Gongylonema pulchrum, 519 nucleotides. The record is from the annotation of a GenBank genome assembly. NCBI's taxonomy places the organism in Eukaryota, Metazoa, Nematoda, Chromadorea, Rhabditida, Gongylonematidae.